AAAAUACAAAAACAUGUCCAUUUUUGCAGUUUUGUCCUCCAAAUAUUAGGAACCCAUAUAUCAUUGUAGACUGCUACUCGGAUCUCCGGCGAAAUAUGGAGGAAUCAUCGGAAAACAAAUCGAACAUAUCACCCGAGUCGUCUUCGUCCGUGGCUGAUUUCGGCGUAUUGGAGAAAGCCAAGCCAUUUGCCGGUGAUUCUGCCGUAGAAUGGGUCGAAUACGCUGUCCAACAGGCAGUGAUUACACAAAAAACCAUCGCGGAAACCCUAGAAUCCACAAUAUCUCUCACCAAAUCCCGCCUCUGCCAAAUUAAAUCAACUUCGACCGCUCAUCUUCAUAUGUCAAUCGAAACUCUGCAAGACCUGAAAUCUGAUUAUAAUGUUUAUGAAGCUAUUGUGUUUGGAAAAAUCAAAGAGGGUGUUUACUUUGCUGCUGCACAUCCGUUUGCUACCAGUGGAUUGAUUGUUGGCUCAGGGGUUCUGGCUGUCAAAAGCACAAGGCGUUCUUUAUACUACAACACACUACGUCUUUUUGUCAACGAAGAGGCCAUGCUUGCUAGAGCUAAUGCUAAGGUACAAAAGUUACGGGACUCUCUGAGAACCUUAACAGAAGAAAGCAAAAAGCUGGAGAAAUUCUCAUCAGAUGCUGAAGUAGAGCUAAAACGAGGGAGGACAAAACUCAGACAAACAGGAAAGCAAAUCCAGGGUGUCAUCACCUCAGCUUAUAAGAUCGAACGACAAGCCGGGGGCUUGAAAGACAUACUCAAAGAGCUUCCUAAUAGAGAUGCAUCAGCUUUCCGUUCAGAGGUGUCCCAACUUGCAUCACAAGCUAAACGAGAAAGGAGGGUUCUUAAUAAAGAGGUUAAAAAGAUAUCUAAUUAUGGUAUCUCCAUCUGAACAAACAUUCACAACAAAUGAUAUGAAAAAAAAUAUAUGGUAAAAGAUUGUUUUUUUUGGGUCCAUGGUGUUGUAUUUUUAAUCAGAAAGGCAUAAGCCAAUUUGGAAGUAUGAAAUGAUUUUAACAACCAAAAUGUCAGUACAACUUCCCUUGCAUUUGGUACAAAUCACUGUAACGUGGUAAUGCCUGUAUUGGCAUUUUUUCAAUAAUGUUUUACUUUAAGAAAGGAAGUACAAAACCCCUUUUUUUACUUA
Lactuca sativa (garden lettuce) is the source of this 1151-nucleotide messenger RNA. Its product is annotated as alanine-tRNA ligase. NCBI's taxonomy places the organism in Eukaryota, Viridiplantae, Streptophyta, Magnoliopsida, Asterales, Asteraceae. The record is from RefSeq and is a predicted model, not a curated record.